CCCAAAUUGUUCGUCGUCCGUUCUCUCUCUCUCUCUAGGGGUUUUUUUUUACCAACGGUGUAUGAUCCGCCAUGAGUGUCACGGAGGAUCGUCUUCCAAUAAUAUCUCGACGCAGUAAGCGAACGAAGAUCUCGCCGAAUGGAGUAGAAGAAAACUCAUUCCAGAUCCCAAUUGAUCUUGUUUUCGAGAUACUCUUGAGACUGCCGGCGAAAUCUGUUGCGGCUUGUCGUUGCGUGUCGAAGCUUUGGGGAUCAUUAAUCAGCCGUCAAGACUUCACGGAGUUGUUCUUCACCAAAUCUGUGCAUCGCCCGAAACUAUUGUUCACCUGCCGAAAAGAUGGUAAACUCUUCUUCUUCUCGUCACCUCCGGAUGAGAACUCGUCCGCCGAUUCUCUUGUGAGUUUCUCCUCUUCCUGUCGCGUCUCUCGUCCUAUCAAUGGCUUGGUGUGUCUUGAGCGAGACGUUAAGAAAACGAAUGAAACGGUGAGAGUGAUAUGUAAUCCUAGCACGGGACAGUGUUUGAACUUGCCCAAACCGACGACGACGUGGAGUGGGCUUCGUAUACACAACUUCUUCGUGUAUGAACCGAUUGAGAAACAAUUCAAGUUAUUGUUGUCUUGUGGAAUUCAUGAGCAUCUAGUUCUAACUCUAGGAACUGGAGAAUUGUCUUGGAGGGUGAUUGAACCUUCCAAGCCUCAUUGUAUUCAUAGAUUGUCUAAUAUAUGCAUCAACGGUGUUCUGUAUUAUCCAGCUACCGAUAUGUCUUCAACGGAUGACAUAAUCGUUUGCUUUGAUGUCAGCUCCGAGAAGUUUAGAUUUAUUACAGCCAUCCAAGGUUUCAUUCAAGCAGGGCAUGAUGGAGUUCUGAUCAACUACAAUGGUAAAUUAGCUUCGCUUGUUUCUAAAAGAAGUCGCAUUGUUGAUAGAAGAAGUAAAAGCAUCGAGUUGUGGGUUCUACAAGAUGUGGAAAACCAGGAAUGUAUUAAGCAUACGUACGUAUUGCCCACUUGGUGGCAGGAUAUAGUUGGAACUGGUUGUUAUACUUUUGUUGGAGUGACUCGUUCAAAAGAAUUUAUGUUUUCGCCAUGGUAUCAAACUGUGCCUUUCUAUGUCUUCUACUUCAAUAUUGAGAAACAAACGAUUAGAAGAGCUGCAAUACGAGGAAUGGAAGCGCUUCAGGGUCACACAGUCCUCACCUUUUUAGACCAUGUAGAAAACGUUAAGCCUCUAUCCUUAUGUUUUAGUUAGGAUUUUUUGUUUCUUUGAGAUAUUUGUAACAGAGAUGAUCUCGCCUCUUGGUUCGUUUAUCUCUCUCUUGGCUAUGGGACCUUA
Camelina sativa (false flax) is the source of this 1331-nucleotide messenger RNA. The record is from RefSeq and is a predicted model, not a curated record. Lineage: Eukaryota; Viridiplantae; Streptophyta; Magnoliopsida; Brassicales; Brassicaceae.